Danaus plexippus (monarch butterfly) is the source of this 4287-nucleotide messenger RNA. It is a transcript of the gene side-II, whose product is annotated as nephrin. Gene Ontology annotation, molecular function: protein binding. The record is from RefSeq and is a predicted model, not a curated record. Bases 267 to 2642 code for a protein of 791 amino acids. The transcript has 17 exons. NCBI's taxonomy places the organism in Eukaryota, Metazoa, Arthropoda, Insecta, Lepidoptera, Nymphalidae.
UACAGAGCUCAGUAGACACCGCGACGCCGUGGUGGAAGGACGUGUUGGAGGUCGGUCCGCGACAGUGCUAGUGACGAUCGAGUGGGUGCUGUGCUGUGGAUCUAGUGCACGUGUGUUCAACUAUAUGAACAAACUAAAGCCACUGGGAAAUUAGUCUCUGAAUAUGUAACAUUGUUUUCAUAUGAACAUCUAAUAUUUCACACCCGCCCCUGAGCCAUGCGUCGGCGGAGAGCGCGCACGGCCCGCAAAUUAUAGGCUGCAGCAGUAUGGCGCAGCACGUGGCGCUGUUCCUCCUCCUCUGCCUGGUGCGCUGUGACACCAAGACCGUAUUACAAGAUAAAUUAGCUGGUGUGCGCACGGUGGACGUUCAGGCCGUGGAGGGGAUGGUAGCGCAAUUCCCAUGCGACCUCGGCACUGCGGCUAAUGACAAAGUAUACAUGGUGUUCUGGUUCAGGGAUGACGCUGGCAUUCCAUUAUACAGCUUCGACGUCCGCGGGAAGCAUCUCUCGGAGGCACGUCACUGGUCCGCGCCGGAGGUUUUCGGUCCUCGAGCUCACUUCUCGACGUCUCCUCCGCCAGCCUCCCUGGUGGUGAGGGACGUCAAGAGACGUGACGAAGGUGUCUACAGGUGUCGCGUCGACUUCAGAAAUACCCAAACUACUAGCUUUAGAUACAACCUUACUGUUGUCGUUCCACCAGAAAAACCUGUAGUGGUCGAUAGAUGGGGGCGCGUCAUCAACGCUACGACGCUCGGUCCCCACGAGGAAGGUGAUGAUGUGCUGCUGACGUGUCGUGUUCUUGGAGGUCGUCCGGAGCCAUCAGUGAGGUGGCUGGUGAACGGAGUACUGGUAGAUGAGGAAUACGAACACAAUACUGGAGACGUCAUAGAGAACAGGCUCCUGUGGCCGGCGAUACGUCGGGCGGACUACGCAGCCGUGUUCACGUGUCAGGCUGCUAACUCACAUCUGGUGCCGCCGAAGGAGGUCUCGCUCGUUCUGGAUAUGUUCCUGCGACCACUGACUGUGGAAAUAAAGAAGCCUUCAGAGUUGGGCGAGGGCGGCGUGCUGACUUCGGAGAGGCGCUAUGAGGUGGCGUGUGAGUCAGCUGGUAGUAGACCACCGGCACAGAUCACCUGGCACAAGGGAAAGAGACAACUGAAAAGAAUAACGGAGGAGCUCCGCGAUAACUUAACGAUAAGUGUGAUGAGCUUCGUGCCGACUCUAGACGACGAUGGUAAACCCAUCACGUGUCGCGCUGAGAACCCCAACGUCACGUCACUGUUCAUGGAGACGACCUGGACUAUUAACGUUGUUUAUCCUCCUGUAGUUAAACUAAGACUCGGCAGUUCGCUAGCAGCUGGCGAUAUUAAGGAGGGUGAUGAUGUCUAUUUCGAAUGUCACGUGAGAGCUAACCCACCCGCAAGGAAACUGUCCUGGCUGCAUGAUGAUAGGCAGCUGGCACACAACGCCACCGCUCGCGUCUUCCACAGCAACCAGAGCCUCGUGCUGCAGAAAGUAACGAGGCACAGCAGCGGACGGUACGCUUGUUCCGCACUCAACGCCGAGGGAGAGACUGUCUCUAACGAACUGCACUUCCGAGUCAAAUAUGCGCCCUCGUGUCGCAGCGGCGGUGUGUCAGUGGUCGGCGCGGCGCGAGGCGAGUCCGUGGUCAUCGUGUGCGAGGUGGACGCGGACCCCCCUGCAGCAGUUUUUAAGUGGAAGUUCAACAACUCCGGCGAGACUCUGGAUGUGGCCGCCGACAGAUACACCUCCAACGGCAGUGCUUCUAGUUUAAAAUAUACACCAGUAGCGGAUUUAGACUACGGCACGCUCUCUUGCGCUGCAUCCAAUGAAGUGGGAGUCCAGGUGGCUCCCUGUAUAUUUCAAAUGGUCGCCGCUGGGAAGCCACACGCACCUCGUAACUGCACCUUAUGGAACCAGACGGCCGAUUCAGCUGAGGUGUCUUGUGUUUCGGGUUUUGACGGAGGACUACCGCAGCACUUUUUACUUGAGGUGUACUCCGGGAACGAAGAUAAGCCCAGAGUGAACCUCACAGCCGAGGAACCUGUUUGGACGGUGCGAGGGCUGGAGUGGGACGUGCGAUUCAGGCUGGUGGCUGUAGCCGUCAACAGCAAGGGCCGCUCGGCGCCAGCGCGGCUUGAUGAUCUUCUGUUCCCCGACCCGGAGAAGAGAACCGCAACCGACAGCGGUCUGGGAGCCGGCGCGGCAAGUGCGGCGGGGGCGACGGUCGCCGGGGCGUGUGCGGCGCUCGCCCUGGCAGUAGCGGCCUGGCGCGCAGCCAGGCGACGAAGACAACCCAGGAAGCCCUCAGCCCCCUCUCUCUCACAACACAAGAAUGAUCACGACGAUGCCGAACCCGACCUCAUACCCAACAACUACUGUGAGACGUCGAGCGCCCCGUGUCUCGCUGCAUCAUCUCCGGGCCGGACUGCACCUGCGCCGCACGAUACGCCGGCGUGUAACGGUCCUGGUGCCUCGUGGACGUGGGGAGCGCGCGGGACCCCGCCCGCCGCUUGUCUCGGGCGCAGCGCAUCCGCCUCGCUGAGACCUGCACCCGACCUCAACGUCGACGCCAUAAAAGAGAAACUCCUCGAUCACCGCAUCCCAGAGUCCUGCGUCUAGAAGACUACGACCCACCUGCGAGUGUUAUUGAUUGGGACUGAUCGUACUCGUAUCUGGUUAUCAUAUAAGAACAUGAAUCAGUUACCGCCUUCUCUUCAAAAAAGAAAACAAACACUCCGAAAAAACCAUUAUCAUUAAUAUUUUUGAUUGGUAGUAGGCGGCUGGUGCGCGACUCGUGUCGUCUCUCUAAUUAUACAACUGUCUCCUCGUAUCUCCUCGCUCUAGAGUCGGCUUCACUUUGGUUGUUUAUACUCAAAGGCUAGCCGACGACGUCUCACGUCACCUGUCCUAUGUAAAUGUUGUAGCUAAAGCCAUUUGCAGUCAUCUAAGAGAAAACCUCAUUUUUAUUUUAACCCAAAUUACUUUUAUAAAAUAUUAGAUAAUUAAAUACGUGUUUUAUCGUUUAAGUUAAUAAAAAAAAUUAAAAUCUAAUAUCCAUAGCUUAUUACUAUUAUAAUUCGAAGACUAUAAUGAUCUGUUAUUUUAUUUAGAUAAAUCCUGUGAUGUAAAUAUUAGGUUGUAAGCGACUGAUUCUUUGCCACUUUUUUACAAGUCUAUAAACCUAAUCUAUCAAAUGCCGAUCGAUGGUCGAAUCCGAGUGGAUCGUUCUGUGUACAUAUGAAGUUCGUGACAUAUUCGAUUAUAAGACAUCAGAGAAAUAAGAUUUAUGUGGCAGAAGUUUCACUUGUAAACAUAUCUAUAAAUGCAAAGUCUAUGACGCAAAAUAUCAAACAUUUUCUUUUGUCUGUCAUUGAAAAUGAAACACUGACGUUUCUUCUCUAUAUGUCCAUGAGUUUGUACCUACAUACUUCUGCCACGUACGAUCUUAUAAUAAUUCUGCUCUUUAGUAUAAGAGAGUGCAUCUUGUACAGAUUUCGUGACGACGAUAAAAUGACCCCGACGUGUGCUUUAUAUCAUAUCCUCUAAACAGUUGAUUUAUAACAAACUGUAACUAUCAAUACAGACUACUGUGAAACCUAAACUAAAUACAUACUAAAGCUAUAAUAUUUGACGUUUUGUUGUGUAAAUGUACAAUUCAUUGAAUAUUUGGUAAUCCAACGACGCACAUGCGUAUUGAUUUCAUAGUGUUUGUCAAACAAGACAAUAAAACUAAAUUCUAUCUAAUAUCAGAUAUCUCGCUAACAUAUCAAUUAAUAGUUUUGAGCUCAAAAGGUUUACAUAUCUCCGUCGUCAAGUAUUAAAGAAAGAGUUUCAAGCGCUUAGACCAAUCACAGCGAUAGUAUCAGCGGAGUGAAGAGCUGCUGACUCAUUGACAGGAUUGGUGGCCUUAAACACUCGGCCGUGAUCGGUUCCUAUAUAGUAAUUGAUAAUAAGUCGAAACUUUUACUUAAUUUCUAAUGAUCUAAGCCAUACUAGGCUGGUGAAUGUCGGUUGUCCGUCUCACUCAAACGCUAAGUUAAUGUCUGAUCGCUGUAUUGGCCCGGGAAGCGCCUCCGCGGAGAGACCAUAACGAAGUCGAGCUUUAUUUUAUCCUCGACCGACUGAUCUCAUAACAUGUCAUCUCGUGGUAGACUACUUUUAGAUAAUUAAGUGAUUUGUUAAUAUAAAUUUUAAACAACUCAAAGAGUUCGCCCUACUGUUGACUUAUUUAUUUUGGACGAGAUUAAAGGUUGUCUUGGAAGUA